Messenger RNA from Vitis vinifera (wine grape), 567 nucleotides. RefSeq names its product S-locus-specific glycoprotein S6-like. Bases 1 to 567 code for a protein of 188 amino acids. The record is from RefSeq and is a predicted model, not a curated record. The transcript is spliced from 5 exons. Lineage: Eukaryota; Viridiplantae; Streptophyta; Magnoliopsida; Vitales; Vitaceae.
AUGACUCGCCACUCCACGAUUUAUGGGCUGAUUAAUCUCCGAUACAAUCUUACAAGGUCAAUGUUGUUUCAUUCCCAUGAUUCCAACAGUCAAUCACUCACAACCUCUCAGACCUUCAUAUCUGCUGCUGGUGACUUUGAAUUAGGAUUCUUUUCUCCUGGAAAGGCCGCAAAAUACUUUGUGGAGAUAUGGUACAAGAAAAUCUUAGAGCGAACCAUUGUGUGGGUAGCUAACCGAGACUAUUGGAUUCACAGAUCCGUCCGUGGUUCUUACGAUAUCUUAUGGGAGAGCUUUAACUAUGGACGCACUCCUGCCGGAAUGAAACUUGGAUAUGACAAAAGGGCUGGAAAAACAUGGUCAUUGGUGUCAUGGAGGAGUACAGAAGAUCCUGGUCUAGGAGAUUUCUCCCUGGAACACGACCCGGAUGAAAGUAGUCAGAUUUUUAACCUGCAAGGGCCCAACAGGUUUUGGAAUAGUGGGAUGUGGGAUGGGCAGAUUUUCAGCCAGGUUUUGAGCCCCGCUUCCCUGAAGAGUGGAAACUGCAAGACAGAUCUGGAGGGUGUGUGA